Messenger RNA from Paramecium sonneborni, 432 nucleotides. NCBI's taxonomy places the organism in Eukaryota, Ciliophora, Oligohymenophorea, Peniculida, Parameciidae. The record is from the annotation of a GenBank genome assembly.
AUGAUAAAUUACUAAUUUAGAUUUGAAGUUGAAGAUAAGAAAUAAUUAGAAUAAUAAUAUUAUCGAAAAAUGAAAGAAAUAGACCCUGCCUAUGGGUUUUUUUAAUAAUAGAAAUAACUAAAAUAACAUUUAAAAUCUACUUAACAAAAUAAUCGUUUUGAACUUAGAGAUAAUGGAUAAUAGAGUUUAAAGAAAAAAAUUAGAAAGAAUAUUAAAGUGAAAAAAUCAGUUCCUUAAGUAAACAUGCAUCUUAAAGGGUUGCUUGAGUAGUUUAUAAAUGAAUCGAUGUAAUAAGCAAACAAAGGUUUUGUGUUUAGACAAUUAUAAAAUUGUUAAGAAAUAAAAUCAACAAUAGAUAAAAUGGAAAGGAUAUUAAUUGGAAUGAAAUCGUUGCUCUUGUCUUAAAUGAUAAAUUGUUAGUGUUAAGAUUGA